AUGAUCUUCACAAUCCCCCGCACCACCGCUCUCUCCCUCUCCCUCCUCUCCCUCUACACGUCCACCGCCUCCGCCCUCGGCCUCCACACAGCCGAAUACCACGCGCUCUCCGCGCGCACCGUCUGGGCGCCCCCCAUCACCGCCCCCGACGCGCAGACGGUGUGGCGCGUCGGCGCGCAGGAGACCGUCCGGUGGGACACGUCCGACGCGCCGGCGGAUCCGACGUCGACCAGUGCCACGAUCUAUCUGGGGUAUAUGAACUAUGAUGGGGAGGGCGGGGAGAACCUUGAUACUGAGCAUCCGCUGGCUACGGAUGUCGAUCUUACGAAGGGCGAGUAUACUAUUACCGUUCCGACUGUUCCUCAUAGGGACACCUACAUCGUCGCCCUGGUUGGCGACAGCGGCAAUAUCUCGCCUGAGUUCACCAUCGCCUGA
Peniophora sp. CBMAI 1063 is the source of this 435-nucleotide messenger RNA. Lineage: Eukaryota; Fungi; Basidiomycota; Agaricomycetes; Russulales; Peniophoraceae. The record is from the annotation of a GenBank genome assembly.